AUGAAUAAAGUGGCCUUUGUUACAGUAGCUUCGUUAUUGACUCAACGAAAAAUAUAGUUGUAGAGUGCUGGAGAUUCCCAACAAAUCUAUUAUAAAUUGAAGAGCAGAGAGGAGCAUUUAGCUGACGCACUAUAAAGUGAAUACGACGUCAUUAUAGUCGGAGGAGGAGCUACUGGGGCAGGUGUAUCUCUUGCUUGUGCCAACAGGGGAUUGAAAUCGAUAGUUUUGGAGUCACAAGAUUAUGCCAGUGGUGCAUCUAGCAAAUCGACGAAAUUAGUACAUGGAGGUGUAAGGUACAUGCAACAAAUAUUUCAAUUGUCCGAAAAAAACAGAAUAGAAAAAUGGGAUUUGGUGUCAGAAUCAUUAAGAGAGAGAUCUAAUUUUUUAUCAAUGUGCUCUUAUUUAACCUAGGAUUUCCCAACUUUAAUACCAUGCAAUAAUUUAUUUGAUUUGGGCUAUUAUUAUUUGGGGUCCUUGGUAUAUCAUUGUGUUUACUUGUACUACUAGACAGGAGGACACACGUUUAAGCCUCCAAGAAUAGUUGGCAAAGAAGAAAUUUAAUCGCACUUUAAAUUUGCUAAAUGUAAUUAUGGUGUAAUAUACUAUGAUGGAUAAUUCAAUGACGCCAGGAUGGUUUAAGAAUUACUUGUUACAUCUAGUCUCAAAGGUACAUUAAACAUGGCCAAUUAUGUUGAGGUUAAAGGAUUAUUAAAAGAUGAGUAAAAUAAAAUCACAGGAGUUUAAGCAUUCGAUAAGAUUGGGUAGAAACAAAUUAAAAUCAAAGGUAAAUGCGUUGUAAAUGCAACUGGUGGAUGGGCUGACAAUUUACGUUUGAUGGAUGAUCCAACUGUUAGUAAGAGAAUAGUCUCAGUCGCAGGUAGUCAUAUAACUUUGCCCCAAAAAUACGGAUCUCGUCAUUGGGGAUAUUUGAUACCAAAAACUAGUGAUGGCAGAGUUCUAUACAUGAUACCUUGGUAAGGAAAUAUGAUCAUGGGUACCACAGAACGAAAGUUAGAGAGCCCUACUCAUGAUCCUACUGUAAGUCAUGAGGAAUAUAUGUGGUUGUUGAAAUCAUUUUGCGAUGAAUUUACUGUUGAUGCAAGCGAAGCCGCUAGAGAUGUAAAAUCUAAAUGGUGUGGAGUGAGACCCUUAGUAUAUUAAAGCGAUGCUCUUAGUACUAAGGAGGUCUCAAGAACUCAUCAAAUAGAAGUAUCAAAGAGUGGCUUAAUAUCAGUAAUGGGGGGUAAAUGGACCAUCUUUAGAUUGAUGGGCGAGUAAGCAGUAGAUAAGGUUUAGUAGUUAAUAGGGAAAAACUAAAAAAGAAUAGAGAACUUGCCAAAGUUAGUUGGGGAUUGGACAUAAUUUGAUCACAGAAAAGAAAUCUAAAUUAUGAUGAAAAUGUUUGACUUACCUUAAUCUUAUGCAGCAUAUUUCUUAACUACAUAUGGAGAUAGAGCAUAUGAUGUUUUAAAGCUAAUUUAUGAAAAACCAGAAAAUAAAGAAAGUUUACAUCCAUAAUUCCCUCACACAGUUGGAGAAAUCUUAUACUAGAUUAGAUAUGAAUAAGCUAGAAAACCAGAAGAUAUUUUAUUUAGGAGGACAAGAUUAGGGUUUUUAGAUUAGAAUGCCAUUUUUACAGUGUAUGAAAAGGUGUUUUAAAUUAUGGCUAAAGAACUGAAAUGGUCUGAUAAAUUUUAAUAGUAAUUUUUGAAAGAGAAUUUUGAGUAUAUAAGAAAGUUAGAGUUUUGAUUGGUUAUGUUUGUUAUCUUUUUAAUAAUAAA
Molecule: messenger RNA, 1781 nt
Organism: Paramecium tetraurelia
Lineage: Eukaryota; Ciliophora; Oligohymenophorea; Peniculida; Parameciidae
Exons: 2
Biological process (GO): glycerol-3-phosphate metabolic process
Cellular component (GO): mitochondrion; glycerol-3-phosphate dehydrogenase (FAD) complex
Molecular function (GO): glycerol-3-phosphate dehydrogenase (quinone) activity
Source: RefSeq, a predicted model, not a curated record